Molecule: messenger RNA, 713 nt
Organism: Entrophospora sp. SA101
Lineage: Eukaryota; Fungi; Glomeromycota; Glomeromycetes; Entrophosporales; Entrophosporaceae
Source: the annotation of a GenBank genome assembly
AUCCUUUUAUCAAUGUUGACACAAUAACAGAUUUAAUACAAAAUAUCAAUUUUACAAUUAUUCUGACCACAUCAGGCGUAAUAACUGGUAGAACUAGAGGUGAUAGUCCGGCUCGUGUUGAUGGUAAUACUCAAUCAUUGAGAUACUGUGAUGGUGACGGUGGAGACGGUGGCAGGGGAGGUGUGUCAGGAAGAAUUCAUCAAGGAGAAUUUUUUGGAAAACAGAAUUGGCCUACACCUAAUACUCAUGGUGGAAAACAAAGACGUUACAGAUCAGAUUUUGCACCACGUAAAACUAAAUACCGUAAAGCUCAUAAAGGUAGAGUUCCGGUACGUGUAGGUGGCUCAACAAAAGGUAAUACAAUAGCAUUUGGAGAAUACGGUCUAAGAGUUACAUAUGGAGUACGUCUAACUUCAGCUCAGUUGACAGCAGCACGUAAUGCAUUAAAACGUAAGUUAAAACCAAUAAAAGAAGCAAAACUUUGGAUGAGGGUUUUUCCAGACAUUCCAGUUACUGCUAAAGGCAAUGAAGUUAGGAUGGGUAAGGGUAAAGGAUCAUUCGAAUAUUGGGCUUGUCGUGUACCGAUGAAUAAGAUUGUGUUUGAGAUAGGUGGUGGAAAUAUGAGAAGAGAAGUAGCUAAAGAUAUUUUGAAGAUGGCAUCUGAUCGAUUACCAGUGGUGACUGAAUUUGUAGAAAUUGAUCGGAAAGUUGCU